Messenger RNA from Drosophila novamexicana, 1170 nucleotides. Its product is annotated as lysozyme 1. The transcript has a single exon. The record is from RefSeq and is a predicted model, not a curated record. Bases 411 to 923 code for a protein of 170 amino acids. Lineage: Eukaryota; Metazoa; Arthropoda; Insecta; Diptera; Drosophilidae. Gene Ontology annotation, molecular function: lysozyme activity.
CAAGCCAUGUUGAUAAACUAGCAGUUAAUAAUAGGUGCUUGAGGCAGCAUUAAAACAAUUCAAACCUGUUUAAAUUGACCUCCAGACUAGAGAUGGAUGCGUGAUUGAAAAGUGAAUGCAAAUGUGUAAGCCCUAAAGGGCUAGAAAAUAUUUGAAAUUGUGUUUAGGGCACAGAGCCGUAAAGUGUAGGAACUUGUAAUAUGGCAAUAGAACAGAAGAUAUCAUGAAUUUCAUGGAAUCGGCCGAAAUAUGUUUGUUUCGUGUUGAAUCAGACUGUCACGGCUUGACCGACCACCUCUACUGCACGCCGUGGAAUACAGGUGUUGUGACUUAUCCAGCUGGUUGCUCAGUUAAAUCGUGCUUGAAAGCUGGCCGGAUAACUGUCGCUCAUAGCAGGAAAAAUAGUUAAAAUGGAUAAGUUCGCCCUGGGCAUGUGGAUGUGCCUGCUGGUGCUAUCACCCAUGUUGGCGAUACGUCUGACGCCUUGCGAUUUGGCCGGACAACUUUAUAUAUUGGACGUGCCCAAAACGGAACUUGCCCAAUGGCUGUGCAUAGCCGAGUUCGAGAGUCGCUUCAACACACACGUUGUCGGACAGGGCAACUCGGAUGGCUCGAGGGACUAUGGUCUCUUUCAGAUUAGCGAUCGCUUCUGGUGUGCGCCCCCAAAGGCAACGCCCUACCACGCUUUCAAUGGCUGCAAUGUGAACUGCACAGAGCUCUUGAGCGAUAAUAUCACGACGGCUGUGCACUGUGCCCGGCUUAUCAAGAAGCAGCAGGGCUGGACGGCCUGGUCUGUCUACGAGGAGUUCUGCAAUGGAACCCUCUCGGAUGCCGAAAACUGUUUCCAACCGGAAACCACAGAAACGACUGUGACGCCUGAUCCGGAAAUAGAAACCACGACUGUCGUAACGGAAAUGGAUUGAGCACCUAUUUCGUGCGGAUUGAUCACUGCCAAUGGACAACAUUUAUUGUAAACUUCUAGACUAUAUAUAUUAAAGUACUAGCUGGUGUUACCCGGCUUUGCCCGAGCCAAUUGUUUUUCUUUUAAUUAUCACGUCGCUUCCACUUCUUUUCUGAUCCAGUUGGUUUUUUGAUAUUCGUAUUGAAUCCAUUUGAUUGAAUCCUGGCAAAUUGGAGUUUAUAUUGAUCCUGUUGGAGGUAUUACCUCCU